CUGGAGGGCGCACUGGCUUUGUGCCAGGAGCAGGAUUACUUUUUGUUUCAGGUCAGAAGACUGCAGACUACCAUGGCGAGAUGAAUGGGGAAACUUUCUUGAUGUGGUUUGAAGACAUGUUGGUGCAUCUUGAGGAACCCAGUGUCAUCAUAAUGGACAAUGCUUCAUAUCACAGCACCCAGGUUGAGAAAACACCUACAACGAACUGGAGCAAGGAUGCACUGAUCGCGUGGCUGGAGAAGAAUGAGAUAAAACAUGAAAAUAAUUUGUUGAAAGUGGGGCUGCUGAGAAUAGCUAAACAAAACAAGCCCCGAAUACGAUGGGCGAGGUGUGUGGAUCACGUGGAGAAGCUAAUUCAAGCAGACUGGGAGAGAGAAGUCCACAUAGACAGCGGCACCAUUCCUCCACUCAUCAUCCACCUCGGCGAGGAUAGUUCAAGUGAAGACAGUGACAGCGAAGAAUUUGAGGUUACGACACAGCAAGUAGAUGGAGACAGUGAAGUACUGGCAGUUCCUCUUGAUGAUUUACCCGGGUGUUCUUAUUGAGGUCUGUAUGUAAUAAACACCUGGGCAACUGUAAGUACUGGGGUUUGAAACAUUUUUUUUUUCUUUUAUGCA
Molecule: messenger RNA, 617 nt
Organism: Bacillus rossius redtenbacheri
Lineage: Eukaryota; Metazoa; Arthropoda; Insecta; Phasmatodea; Bacillidae
Exons: 3
Coding region: 81-545 (154 amino acids)
Source: RefSeq, a predicted model, not a curated record